Manduca sexta (tobacco hornworm) is the source of this 3423-nucleotide messenger RNA. RefSeq names its product AN1-type zinc finger protein 2A. Gene Ontology annotation, molecular function: zinc ion binding. Gene Ontology annotation, biological process: protein targeting to ER; proteasome-mediated ubiquitin-dependent protein catabolic process. The record is from RefSeq and is a predicted model, not a curated record. Gene Ontology annotation, cellular component: endoplasmic reticulum; cytoplasm. The coding region runs from base 170 to 856 and encodes 228 amino acids. The transcript has 6 exons. Lineage: Eukaryota; Metazoa; Arthropoda; Insecta; Lepidoptera; Sphingidae.
UGAGUGUCAUCAUUUGACAUUUCUUUGAAAACGAUGAAUGACGAAUUUCAGAAUCUUUUGCAACAAAUUACGUUAUAAAAGUGUUUAACAAUUUUGUUUCGUCAUUAUACGCUAAAGAACGUUAAAGAAGAACAGUGAAGUUAUUGUAUUAGCAAGUUAAAUUAUAAAAAUGGAGUUUCCUCAUAUUGGAAAGAAUUGUUCCUAUAAAUCCUGCAAUAAAUUGGAUUUCUUGCCAAUGAAAUGUGGAGCUUGCCGUGAAGUGUUCUGCUCUGAUCAUUUUGCGUACGUAAAACAUGAAUGCCCAGAGCCCAACACUCGUGACGUACAAGUACCUGUGUGCCCACUCUGCGGGGCUCCUGUACCUGGUAGAAGAGGAGAGCCACCUGACAUAGCUGUUGGUGCACAUAUUGACAAUCAGUGUACUUCAGAUCCCGCUAGGGAGAGAAGGAAUAAGGUGUUCACAAAUAGAUGUUCAUACAAAGGCUGUAAGACGAAAGAGAUGGUGCCUCUAGUGUGUGGAGAAUGUUCGCUCAACUUCUGUCUGAGGCAUCGGCACGCGACCGACCACGCUUGCGAAGGCAAACUCGCCGCAAAGAGGAGACAGGCUGCUGAAGCUGCAAUGGCGCGUAUGAAGGCGGCCGAAAAUCGCAACAAGCAAACGGCACAGGCCGCCACGCCGGUCACCACUUUCGCUGAAGUACAAGGGACCAUGAGUGAAGACGAAGCGCUGGCGCAUGCAUUAGCACUGUCCAUGCAGGAGAAUGCAAACAUCCACGCGCGAGACAACAACUUCGCGCGCGCCCUCACGCGGCAGCGCGUGGGGGGCGAGCAGAACUCCAGGUGCUCCGUCUCAUAGCAUCGCAACACAUAUUAACGACUUCACUAUAUGCAAUGGGAGUAUAAUUCGUUUUUCUUAUGUCAGUGAUACGGAUUUUACUAAAACAUAUUUAUGAUUAUUUAAUAUUGGGUUUUCAAAAAUUCUAUACCUCUGAAUGACUUCUAGACAUAUUAAGAUGUGUGGUUACUGUAUGACAGAUAAUAAAUUUGAAGACGGAUAAAAACGAAUUAUAUUGUGGUCUGAGUUACAAAGAAAAUGUGCAGUAGAAUUAAGGGUGCUUUACCUUAACAUAGAGACAGAAAUUGACGCGCAACAUGACUGUCAACAUGUUUGCCAACACAGUACAGUGUUAGAUGAUACAGAAUAUAACGUCAUAUAUUGCAGUGAUGGAUGUUUAUUAACGACAGAUUUAUGCAGUUGAAUGUAAAGGAAUUAAUAUCUUGUGGACCCAUUACUUAAGGACUAAUCUAGAAUACCCACAGCUAUAAUGCCACAAGCACAAUGUAUUUUAUUUAAAGUGUCAAAUGGGGUGAAUAGGGAUACUGAAAUUAAUGUUAAUAAAACUGAUCUUGUGUUACAAAGACUGAUGGAGCGAAAUGCUAUCCAAACUCUAAUAAAUAACAAUGACAUUAAACAUUUUUUUUGCUUAUUAUAUAAGAAUGAAGUCAUGUGAAGUGGACUGCAUGACGACUUAGUUAUAUUGAGUGCACCAAGUGAUAUAAGAUUUUCUCCUCAGUAUCAGCCCGAAGUUUGCAAUUUGUGGCCAAAAUGGCAAUAAAUUCGCCUUAUAAUAUCAUGGGACAGAACAAAAGGUACAGAAUGGGUCUUAGACUAUACCUCUGCCUACUCCUUCGGAGAUAAAGGCUUGAUGUGUGUAAUGAAUAAUCUCGGUGAUAUAAUUUAAUAUUGUUUGUAUCGAUCCCUGUUCGCUCCAGUUGUCAGCAAUUGAAUAAAUAGCUUUCAUGGGCGCCGCCAAAAUUAGUUCUAGGGAGGUGCAUCUGUACCUGUGCACUAUACUACAUAAUAUCAUUAAGUUUUAUUUUCAAAUUGCGCGGGUUUUUGAAAAUGCUUUAUCAUACAAAAAUCUCUGUGGUCAAUAGAUCCCAUUGUUGCAGAUUUAUUCAGUGACAUAUUUUUUGUUAUUUUUUUACGGGAAGGGGUUACACGAGUACCUACUUGCAUCCCCCUCCCUGCGCCCAUGAUAGCUUUGUUUCACCGUAGCUUUGUUGCUGUGCAGUUAUUGCGUUAUCGGAUAAAUAAUGUGUUAAAAUAUUUCUAAGAGUUUAUAAAAUUUUGUAUGCACCUCUGUUCAAUCUAACGACUGAUAUAUUCCUAUGGUAAUUAAGAUUGUUAGUAGCACACUUAGGACUAAGGUGACUUAACUCAAAAAAGACAAUUUGUGGGAAACAAAGAAAAAAGAUUUGAAAACAAUAUAAAAGGCAGUGAAUUGGGUCGCGGUGAAAGUGAGAAUCUGUUUCUAUUCUAUAUUUUUUCGUUUUCUCGUCAUAGGGUUAUAGAGCUAGCUUUGCAAGAUAGUUUUUUUUAACAAAAUCAGAAAAUAUAUAACCUUUGAGUUGGGUAAUUUUAGUUGUAAGAGUGCGGAGUAUUUUUGACGUGCGCGGCAAAGGCGGUAACUUUAUUUGGUUCAUUUUUCUGGUGCGUAAUAUAGAGAUAAACCAAGUAUAUUUUUAUGUAAGUUAUUUAUAAAUAAGCAACUAUUAACAUAUUGACAUGAAAGUUAAAUACCAAAUAAGGUUUAUAUGUAAAUUGAAUGGAAAAUAUUUUUAUGCAAGUAUUAUUUACGAUAAUCAAUAGCAGUCUUACUUAUAAACUUGUUUUAGCGUUAAGAGGUGGUUAAGACUUACAGCUGAUCGAGUAAAUUUGUGUUUUAACUAAGCAUAGCUUAGCGAAAUUUUUAUAAGUAAGACUGUAGGUGUUUAUUUUUACUAGACCAUAAAGUCUCUGCUAAUAAUAAGGUUGGUUUGAAUUGCAAGAUACAGCCGUUUUCAAUAAACGAUCCCAAUCUCAAUCUUCUAUCCGAUUCCGAAAAUGAACCAAUCAAUAACUCAUUUGUACGCAUGUCAAAAAAACUUUGUUAUGAUUGGUCCAUUUUUGAAAUAGAUCGAAGAAGCGAUUGGAUUCGGUUAUUGAAUAUGACGGUUAGACGAGUUAUGAACCUAAUCUAGUUUGGUAUGUGUACGUUUUCAUUUUAUUUAACUCGGGAUUUGAACAAGGUCUCCUAGUUUGUCGAAUAUGCAUUCCUAAUUUAUUGAAUUAUUUGUAGCGAUGUAGGCACAGAACACAUGCUUUUUAGAUAUAUUAUAAUUCAUAUUAAAAACAUUAAUCACAAUUUGUAAAAUUUUAAUAUUUUUGUCAAUUAAACUUUAUGAUUAUUUUAUUGUUAAUAUUCUCUUGUAUUUCUUAUUAUGCUUAGAAAAGCCUUGGAUUAUAAGCACAAUUAUUUAAAAAACAAUGUAUCAAGAAUUUACAAUCUCUGCUUAUGCCGUGUUGAAAUAUAAUUAUUAAUAUAAUUGAAAAUUAUAUUUUUGGAAAUAAAAUGUUAAUGAAUAAAGCAUUUUGAAAAA